ACAACUAUCCUAGCACCCAAACACAAAAACCCUUGUACGCCUCCUCUAUAUACACCAAUAUACAUAUAUAACCCUUUACAUCCGGCCGCCCUUGCUUCCUCCAUAACCUCCGAUCUUAUUUAUAUUUUUUUAUCUCAAUCAAUUUACACACUCUCAAACACACAAAAGUUCAGAUUGAAAUCAAAUGGCGAGCAACGAUCCAGAGCACAGAGAGGAAGAGGAAACCGCACCAGCAGAAGACGAAGAUACCGGAGCUCAAAUCGCUCCGAUCGUUAAGCUUGAAGAAGUUGCCGUUACUACUGGUGAAGAAGAUGAAGAUGCUAUUCUCGAUCUGAAAUCGAAGUUGUAUCGAUUCGAUAAGGAAGGAAACCAGUGGAAGGAAAGAGGUGCAGGUUCAGUUAAGUUUUUGAAGCAUAAGAAAACUGGCAAAGUUCGUCUUGUUAUGCGUCAAUCCAAAACCCUAAAGAUCUGUGCCAAUCAUUUAGUUAUUCCUACCAUGACUGUCCAAGAACAUGCUGGUAACGAUAAGUCAUGCGUGUGGCAUGCUUCUGAUUUCUCUGAUGGUGAACUUAAGGAUGAGCUCUUUUGCAUCAGAUUUGGAUCAGUUGAGAAUUGCAAAAAGUUCAUGGAAACUUUUCAAGAGGUGGCCGAGUCACAACAAAGCAAGGAAGAGAACAAAGAUGCUUCAGCUGCUGCUGGACUUCUAGAGAAGCUUAGUGUUGAAGAUAAAAAGGAAGAGGUGGUGAAGGAGGAGGUACCUGAAAAAGUGAAGGAGGCAACACCUGAAAAGGUCAAGGAGGAGGAACCUGAAAAAGCAGCAGCUGAUUCAGCAAAGAAAGACGAGUGAUGGUGGUUGCAGGUGUUGUAACAUUAUCAUCUCUUGGUAGGUUUAAGUUUCCGAGAGGUGAAAUGCAAUGUGUCCCAAGUUGCAGGAGUGAAGUCGGUCUGUCGGGUCUGGGUCUUGGAUUUGUGUGAAGGUUAUGAGUUGGUCGGUCGGUCGGUCUAGUUCUUUUUUGGGGCGUCAUUAGUAUUGUCGGGUAUAGAUAUAUGGAGUUUUACAGAUGCUAUUUGUACAUCUGUUGGGAAAUUGGUUUUCAGUUGAUGCAUAUCAGCAUACGUCUGUUAUUCGCUUUUGCAAUUAUGAUUGGAGUCAUUUUGAAAUAUUGGAUUUAAUUUAGUUUAUUAUAUUGCGUUCUA
This is a messenger RNA of Erigeron canadensis, 1197 nucleotides long. RefSeq names its product ran-binding protein 1 homolog b-like. NCBI's taxonomy places the organism in Eukaryota, Viridiplantae, Streptophyta, Magnoliopsida, Asterales, Asteraceae. Gene Ontology annotation, cellular component: nuclear pore; cytoplasm. Gene Ontology annotation, molecular function: GTPase activator activity. The transcript is spliced from 4 exons. The record is from RefSeq and is a predicted model, not a curated record. Gene Ontology annotation, biological process: nucleocytoplasmic transport. Bases 185 to 847 code for a protein of 220 amino acids.